AUGAACAUAUCUGAGGAAACUUCUGUAGCUGUUGGUGAUGGGUCAAAUUCAAGUGAUUAUUUUGGCAGACAUACUAUUGCAAAUGCUGCUGCUAAAGUUGGACCUUCCGUUGUUACUAUUGUGGUUUCCCAAGAUUUGAAUGGUAUUACUACCAAAAGGAGUAUAGGAUCGGGAACCAUCAUCGACAAGGAUGGUACAAUCUUGACAUGUGCUCAUGUCGUGGUUGAUUUUCAAGGAACCAGAAGUUUUUACAAAGGGAAGGUUGAAGUCACUUUGCAAGAUGGAAGGACAUUUCAGGGUAAAGUGGUAAAUGCUGACAUGCAUUCAGAUAUUGCUAUUGUGAAGAUCAAUUCUGAAACCCCACUACCAGAAGCAAAACUUGGUUCUUCAAGUACGCUUCGUCCUGAGGAUUUAGUAAUAGCCAUGGGCUGUACGCAUUCCCUUCAGAAUACUGUCACUUUGGGCAUUGUAAGUUGUGUUGACUGGAAAAGUAGUGAUUUGGGUUUUAAUGGCACGCCAAGAGAGUAUUUACAAACAGAUUGUGCAAUCAAUGUGGGAAAUUCUGGAGGACCUCUUGUCAACAUGGACGGAGAAGUUAUUGGUGUGAACCUCAUGAAAAUGAUGGUUGCUGAUGGGUUGAGUUUUUCUGUACCAAUCGACUCUGUGCCUAAAAUUAUAGAGCAUUUCAAGAAAAAUGGUUGUGUUGACCGGAAAAGUAGUGAUUUGGGUUUUAAUGGCACGCCAAGAGAGUAUUUACAAACAGAUUGUGCAAUCAAUGAGGGAAAUUCUGGAGGACCUCUUGUCAACAUGGACGGAGAAAUUAUUGGUGUGAACCUCAUGAAAAUGAUGGCUGCUGUUGGUUGUGUUGACCGGAAAAGUAGUGAUUUGGGUUUUAAUGGCACGCCAAGAGAGUAUUUACAAACAGAUUGUGCAAUCAAUGAGGGAAAUUCUGGAGGACCUCUUGUCAACAUGGACGGAGAAGUUAUUGGUGUGAGCCUCAUGAAAAUGAUGGCUACUGUUGGGUUGAGUUUUUCUGUACCAAUUGACUCUGUGCCUAAAAUUAUAGAGCAUUUCAAGAUUUUAAUGGCACGCCAAGAGAGUAUUUACAAAUAG
This is a messenger RNA of Gastrolobium bilobum, 1113 nucleotides long. Its product is annotated as putative protease Do-like 14. Gene Ontology annotation, molecular function: serine-type endopeptidase activity. Lineage: Eukaryota; Viridiplantae; Streptophyta; Magnoliopsida; Fabales; Fabaceae. The record is from RefSeq and is a predicted model, not a curated record. The coding region runs from base 1 to 1113 and encodes 370 amino acids. The transcript has 9 exons. Gene Ontology annotation, biological process: proteolysis.